AUGAUUACUGAAGCUAGUUCUAAACUCAUUUCUCUCAAGUUAGAUGCAGUUACUCGACUAAAUAGGUCAUUUUUAGGCGUGAACAUGCAGUAUAUAGUAGAUGAUUCUAUUAAACUCAGAACACUGGGAUUAAUAGAAUUAACUGAAUCGCAUACUGGUAUUUAUUUAAAAGAGACAAUUUUAAAUAUACUAAAAAAAUUUAAAAUUGAACCAAAGCAAUUAUAUACAAUUACAUCUGACAACGGUGCAAACAUGCUUAAAGCGAUCAAUUUAGUUGAAAAAGAUAUAUCAACAGCACUUAAUGAAUCUCACACUGGUCAAGAUGAUGCAAUUAUUCUAAAUGAGACGGCUGAGAUCCACUCAAAUUUAUCAAGUUCAGUCAACUCAGAUGAUGAAUGUAGUGAUAGUGAAACUGGUGCAGAUUGUUUGAUACUUGAUGACGAACAAAUAGAAAAUAUACUUAAUGAAGACAUUGAAUGUGUUGAUUCAACGUAUGAACACACAGAACAAAUCCUGAAUGAUAUUCAAUUACACAAUUUAGGGGAUGGUUCAAUUUUUACAGGUAUUCGUUGUGUAGCGCAUACUCUACAACUAGCAGUUAUAGACAGCUUAAAAGAUGGCGGUGUGGAUAAAUUGUUAAAUAAAGUUCGCAUAUUAGUUCGAAAACUGCGUAAUCAAACCUAUAUAUAUUUGAUAAAAAAAGAAAAACUUAAAUUACCAAUUUUGGACUGUUUGACUCGUUGGCAUUCAACAUAUGAUAUGAUAGAGAGGAUACAAUAUUUAAAAGAGUUUAUACAAAUUAUGAUUGCAAAUGACCCCAAAUUAAAAAAAAUUAGUUUGAAUAAUUCUGAUUGGCAGCAAGUUGAAAUUCUUGCAAAAACUUUAUUACCGGCUAAACUUUGUACAAAAAAACUUCAAAGUGAACAAUUGACAUUGUCAGAUUUUUAUAGUACAUGGAUUUCGUGCAAAAUUGAAACACGUACACUAGAGAAUCCAUUUUUUAAUAAAUUAGUAAAAUGUAUGGAAUAUAGGGAACAAUUUAUCAUGAAUAAUAAGGUGUUAUUGGCAGCAAUAUUUCUAGAUCCCCGUUUCAAGGUAACAUUAAGUGAAAUACAGUAUGAUAUAGCCAUUAGUCAUUUAAUUUCUAUUUGGGUUUAUUUAAAAGAUAAUAAAAUAAACUCAAAAGAUAAUCAUGAAAGUAUGGAAGACCAAAUAGCUGAAAGUGAUAAUUUCGAAUUUAAUCAAAAUUCUGAUCCUCUUGAACAAUUUUUGCAAGAAAGAGAAAGCGUCGAAGUAGUAUCAUGUUCAAGCCAAAAUUCUACUUCAACAGUUAUUGAAAAUUUACUUAAAACGUAUUAUUUAAACCAAAAAAGGUUAAGUUAUAAAAUCAACAUAUUACAGUUUUGGAAAUCAAUGGAAGACACAUACCCAGAAUUGUAUAUACUUGCUAAAAUAGUGUUUGCUGUGCCUUCCACACAAGUUAGCGUUGAGCGGCUAUUUUCAGGACUUAAGUUUAUUUUAUCGCCUUACAGGAGUAAUAUAACGUCCAAAAAUUUAGAAAACCAACUAAUAGUUCGAACAAAUAGAUUGUUUGAGAAGAAAAUUAUAACAAAAGAGUAAAGUUUAUUAUAUAACUUACAUUUUUAUAAAUUUUAUUUUAUUUUAAAUAUUAUAUUUUUUUGUAUAAGUUACACACAACUUAUAAUUAUAAAGGUUAUUUUUUAUUUUAAAACUUACACACUAUUUUAUUAUUAUUUAUGAUGUUGUUUAAGUUAAGCUUUCUAUUAAAUAUUCAAAUGUCUUGUUUUAUUUUAAUUAUUAUCUUAAAUAUUAUUAUUUUUGUUACAUUGAUUUUA
Molecule: messenger RNA, 1856 nt
Organism: Metopolophium dirhodum (rose-grain aphid)
Lineage: Eukaryota; Metazoa; Arthropoda; Insecta; Hemiptera; Aphididae
Exons: 4
Coding region: 1-1620 (539 amino acids)
Molecular function (GO): protein dimerization activity
Source: RefSeq, a predicted model, not a curated record